UUUGAAUGGCUCGUUUCAUCAGUGCAUCAACUUUCGUUUGUUUUUUGGACGCGCCUCGCGUUAUUUGUUCUUGCAUUGUCAUUAGAGCCGUGUAAGGUCAUCACGUAAGCACCCGUCACUACGUUAUGGCGUCUGACCGUGUGCUCAUCACCACCUGCGGCGAGAAAUUCGAGGCCUCCCGCGAAGCGCUGCGCAGUUGCUCUCGCUACUUUGAUGCCAUGUUCGCGUCGGGCAUGAAAGAGUCCUCGUGUGACGAGAUAGAAAUGCGAGACAUAGAACCGGAGACCUUGAGGGCUCUUAUCGACGUCUCCGAGGGUCGUCCUGUGAAGGUGUCGAGCGACAACGUCGACCGCCUCUUGAAGGCCGGCUGCGUCUUCCAGUUCGAACACCUCCGCAAGGACUGCACGGAGCACCUGCUACACAGUGUAUGCCUCGACAACGCCGUCGAAACGUGGCGUAAGGGGGACGCCUUCGGCGUCGGGCAGCUACGUCGAGCCGCCCUGGUGACGCUCCUUUGGCAAUUCGAAGACUUCGUGGGGCACGAGACUCUGGCUAUGCCCUACGCUCUGGUCGAGUGCCUACUCUCCAAGGACUCGCUGAACGCCUCCAGCGAGGAAGUCGUACGGGACGCGGCGGAGAAGUGGUUAACUUGCAACGCGGUCUUCUGUACUGCCGACGAAGUGAUAGCAGUCGCGUCCUGCGUCAGACGCGUUCAGCUGCACGAGCAGGCGUCGAUGCUGUGGUGCUCCUUCGUCGAUUCACUCCUUGCCGGUGACGAGGACUCGUUGGAACGCUGGCGCGAAGUCUUGCGAGGUGGCGAGACGGCAACACCGCGACUACAGGUCGUGAGACCUGGCGUCGUAGUGUCCUGGCUCUGUCGGCAGUCUCCCGAAGUUCCCAACUUGUGCGUGUACGUGCCCAAGAGGAGCGACGCGGACGCCUUCUCGUUUCACUCGGCGUUGCCGACGUCUAGUCGACCUGAGCCCCUUCGAGGAUUUGUCGUGUGCUCCGUCGGGAAAGACGCCUACUUCCUCUGUGGCGAAUACGGAAUUGGAUCUGGCCACUGGAACUCCGCUGUGUACCGUUGGAACCACGUCUUGUCGAAGUGGGUUAGUGUUGCCACUUUACCAGAACCGAGGAGGCACUGUAAGACGGUUGUCGUGGGAAACUCGAUCCACCUGUACGGUGGGUUCGGCAGGUACAGGGUGCGGCUGUUCAGCGUUGACAUCUACGACACAAACACCGGCUUGUGGCAUCGGGGUGAAGCUCUCCCGGAGGAAGUUGCCAUCGAUGCCAGUGCCAUCGUGAACCUGAACAACCGAGUGUGCAUCAUCCCAACAUGCCCAGCGAGCAGUAUCGAAACAGUUCGCGCGGUGUUCCUCUCAGUAUUCACGUUCACAACCUCUGAAGUCGUCGCCAUUCCGUUUAGUAGUCACAAGACGGUCAUCGUGUGCAAGGGUGCCGACAGCUGGUACACGUUCCACGAGCCGCGGACCUUCUCGGAAUACGCGAAUCCAAAGAUAUCGCUGCGGUCCCUCCUCUGUGGCUGUGCCCUGGGCGAUGGAGUCGGCUUCUUUAUGGAGAAUGGGAGGACGGCGGUGUUGCACAAUUUCGAUACGGACAAGCAGCACAGACUGGCCACUGGCUUCGGAGAUCACAUGUUGGUAGAGUGCUGCUUUGGACUACCCUAUUUCGACUUGAGCGAGAGAGUUUGUGCAGAUAAGUAACUGUUUACUUUUGCUACAAAUCGGUAUGUGCUUCAAAGAGGAGAAUGGACCGCGUUAACCUGACCUGUGAUCUCCUCGAUACAUUCACUC
This is a messenger RNA of Rhipicephalus microplus (southern cattle tick), 1817 nucleotides long. RefSeq names its product ectoderm-neural cortex protein 1-like. Gene Ontology annotation, molecular function: protein binding. NCBI's taxonomy places the organism in Eukaryota, Metazoa, Arthropoda, Arachnida, Ixodida, Ixodidae. The record is from RefSeq and is a predicted model, not a curated record.